AUGUGGAUUGCGUUUCCUAUCAGUCGGUUUAUCGCCCUUUCACGAGGUCAAUUAGACGCCAAAAUGCGAGAUUUCCACAAAACAUAUGGUGAAGUCGUUCGCUUCGGUCCGAACGAAGUAUCUUUCAUCACCGCUCAGGCAUGGAAAGACAUAUAUGGUCAUGGCCAUCAACAGCUACCAAAGGUGCUGCAUUCAACCAGUAACCCGUGCGACAUUGUGAGCGCCAAUGAUGCAGAUCACAGUCGCCUGCGAAAGUCUUUAGCACAUGCCUUUUCUGCGAAAGGCCUGCAAUCCCAGGAGCCCAUAAUCACUAAGUAUGUGGAUUUAUUGAUAGGAAAACUGAAAGUCCUCGCCGACUCAUCCAACCCAGAAGCCGAUAUGGUGAAAUGGUACAACCUGACCACAUUCGACAUACUCGGAGAUCUCGCUUUUGGAGAGUCAUUUGGAGGAUUAGAAUCUUCUGAAUAUCAUUACUGGGUAUCGAUCAUCUUUCAGGCAAUCCGAGGAAUGUCCCUUGUGCAAUUUAAGGAUGCCUAUCCGCUUCCAUUCAAAAUAUUGUCACUUUUUGUCGGUUCGAAAUGUCUGAUGAAUGCACGGCGAAGGCAAAUUGAAUUUAGCCGAGCCACUGUUCAGAAACGUCUCCAACUUGAAGGUCACAGAGAAUGCACAGACUUUAUUGGUAGCAUGUUGCGCCAGCGUGGAGACCCAAGCAAAGAAAUCACCGAUGAGGAGUUAGAAGCGAACUCUAAUGUUUUGGUCAUUGCUGGCAGCGAGACGACAGCUACUUUACUUUCUGGAGUUACAUACUGGCUGCUGCGCACGCCGCACGCCAUGGAAAAAAUCACUCGCGAAAUAAGAUCUGCUAUGAAAAGCGAGAAUGACAUCACAAUCUCAAGCACCGCAAAUCUGCCAUACAUGCUCGCAUGUCUCAAGGAGGCAUUGCGAAUGUAUCCACCGGCGCCCUCUGGACAGCAGCGGAUGACCCUUGGGCCUGAACCAUCUCGAAUUUCGGGCUACACCAUGCCCCCAAACGUAAGAAACAAAUCCCCCCCCACCGGGGCCAAUACUAUUUUUGUUUCCAACCGAACAAUGGCUGAUGUUUAG
Messenger RNA from Penicillium crustosum, 1104 nucleotides. Its product is annotated as cytochrome P450. Gene Ontology annotation, molecular function: oxidoreductase activity, acting on paired donors, with incorporation or reduction of molecular oxygen; heme binding; monooxygenase activity. The coding region runs from base 1 to 1104 and encodes 367 amino acids. The record is from RefSeq and is a predicted model, not a curated record. Lineage: Eukaryota; Fungi; Ascomycota; Eurotiomycetes; Eurotiales; Aspergillaceae. The transcript has a single exon.